Molecule: messenger RNA, 1027 nt
Organism: Gadus macrocephalus (Pacific cod)
Lineage: Eukaryota; Metazoa; Chordata; Actinopteri; Gadiformes; Gadidae
Gene: npm3
Product: nucleophosmin/nucleoplasmin, 3
Exons: 5
Coding region: 143-628 (161 amino acids)
Biological process (GO): chromatin remodeling
Cellular component (GO): nucleoplasm; nucleolus; cytoplasm
Molecular function (GO): chromatin binding; histone binding; RNA binding
Source: RefSeq, a predicted model, not a curated record
CAACAACCACAACACAUUUUCUUUGGCGCACAGUGAUGACAAGCCCUCUGGCGUCAUAAACUGCGUCGCACAUGUCAUGCUGUAGCGGGUUAGUUUUCUAACAGCGUGUCCAGGUAAAGUGUGCAUUAUAAUUAUAGGCAACAUGUCUUGUGGAGAUCUUGAUCACGAACACGGCACAGACUGCGGGGCUAUGAGCCAGCCCAAACUGGAAAGUUUUCUCUUCAGCUGCGAACUCUCCUCCAAAGUACCGUUUUACACUUUCCAAGGGGAUGAGGAGGAAGACUUGGAACACUUUCUUGAAUUACGCACGGUUUGCAUUGGAGAGGGGGCCAAAGAAGAGAGCAAUGUAGUGGAGGUAACGGCUAAGAACCACCUUGGAAAGACCAUUUCAGUGCCUAUCGCCCACCUCCACAUCAACUGCCUGCCUAUGGUAAGUCUAGGAGAGUUUGAACUGAAGGCCCCAAUAACCAUUCGGCUAAAGGCUGGGACCGGACCUGUCACUGUUAGCGGUUUGCACCUUAUCGCGUCUGAGGCUUCAGAGGCCGACUCUGAAGAAGAGGACGAUGACGAGGAGAUGGACGAAGAGAUCGUCCCCAUAAUGCCAGCUAAGAAGAAGCAGAAGUCCUAGUGGCGUGCAGGUCUUUGGAACUGAGAGUCAUCGUUCUUUUUUUUAUUAAUACCAUGCCCCUUGUUGUUUAUUACCUUUCAAACGGGUUUAUUCCUUCUAUGAACUUCAACAAGGAUUACUGUCUGGGGAAGGCGGACUGUGUUUUGUGAGCCCUGUUUCCUUAUGGGACUGUUGGCCUUCUCCUAUCACCUCCAUCUUCAGUCCAUCUUAUGCCAGCUCUGGUUUAGAGCUCACUUCGCAACCAGCUGUACUUGACUGCGGGCAGGUAAUGUUUUUCAUUCAGACGAACAUGUGUUUUUUGUUAUGAUUUUUAUCAAAUGAAAGGUGUUUUAUAGUGGGUGUGUGAGGAGCAUUGUGAUAAUAAAACCACAUUUUUACGAAUGUGUAUGCAAAGUACAA